Molecule: messenger RNA, 693 nt
Organism: Lactuca saligna
Lineage: Eukaryota; Viridiplantae; Streptophyta; Magnoliopsida; Asterales; Asteraceae
Source: the annotation of a GenBank genome assembly
AUGGCAAGACCUGAUCAGCAGCCUCAAUCUCAAUCGGAUGAUCCCCAUGCUCAAACUCAAAUUCAACUUUCUGAGAGUUAUCAAACCGAGGAUCACAGUCAGGUUGAAAUUGUGAAUCACUCGGAAUCCCAGGUUACUAAUCAGACUCCCAUAAGCUCAGUGCAAGUAUUGGCCAUUGUCUCGUUGACUAUCAGAGUAGCUACUUGGAUAUGCCUCUUGGCAUCGCUAAUCGUUCUAGCGUCUGACACUUCUACCAUCAAAGGGCUCUAUAGAAACGUAAAAAUCGGGUUCAACGAUAUCUAUUCUUAUAGGUACAUGAUGUCAGCCAUAGUGAUUGGUUUUACGUAUACAUGUGUCCAACUACCCAUCGAGAUAUACCAAGUAAGCAUGGGUAAACGUGUUAUGAUUGGCAAUGGGCUCCCUAUGAUCAUCUUUUUUGGCGACAAGUUCCUAUUAUCUAUGUUAGCAACGGGUGUUGGUGCAGCAUUUGGUGCUACAUUUGAUUUGAAGAAAAACCUUGAUGACUUGGAUGACUAUCUAGAGUCCAUCGGUGAACCACUUUUUUCUCAACUUCGAACAAAGCUUGAUAACUUCUUCAACAUGGCUUAUGUUUCAUCUGGCUUACUUCUUAUUGCAUUCUUAUGUUCGAUAGCUUCUUCUAUUUUAUCUUCAUUUUCCUUUCAAAAGAAAUGA